Molecule: messenger RNA, 2836 nt
Organism: Schistosoma spindalis
Lineage: Eukaryota; Metazoa; Platyhelminthes; Trematoda; Strigeidida; Schistosomatidae
Source: the annotation of a GenBank genome assembly
UUUUAAUUGAUUGAUAAAGACAAAAUAUCCGCAAUGUAUCUGUGAUAUGGAUUAUAUUCAUGUUGAAAUUUUAAUAACUAUACACAAUUACGCAUUUAUUUCAUUGUUAUCAAUUGAUUAGGAUAUUGUUUUUUCUAUGAUUGAAAGUAUGCGACAUCGUGGUCCUACUACUGAACUUUCAUCUAAUGUAUAUCUUGAUAAACAUUGUUCUAAUACAACAAUGUUAUCAUCAAAUGAUUCAUCAAAAUCUAAUAAUAAUAAUAAUAAUCAUCAACAACAACAACAACAACAACAACAUCAAGGAAUAUAUUGUACAAAUGUCACUUCUAAAACAACUGGAUUAUCUCCUGUUUUAUCACGGAUACAUCCAACGAAUGGAUCUAAUUGUUUUACUCAAUCAAAUCGAGUACAACGUCAUGAUUUCAAAUCGAAAUAUUCAAAUCAAUUCAAUAAUAAUCAUCAUACAUCUCAAGAGAUAAAUAAUAAAACUGGAAGAUAUAUAAAUCAUCGAAAAUUACGUAAAAAAUCUAAAUGUGAAACAAGAUUUCAAAUGAAUGGUAAUAUAGAUCAAAAUUUUCAUUCACUUAAAGUCACUAUUAGAAGAACAUAUAAAUCUAAUAAAUUAGAAAAUGGUAUUUGUGCAAUUGUAAAUACACCAGAUGGAAAUAUUAAUCAUGAUAUAUCACAUCAUCAAUCAUUUAAUCAUACUAAUGAUAAUAAUUCAACAAAACAAUGUGAUAGUCAAUUAUAUAAUGAAAAUUUAGAUCAGAAUAUAUAUCAUCCUGAGCUUUUAUCAGUAUUCGAAAAGCCUUGUCAUUUUGUUGAUUCUUCAACUUCUACAGUUGAUAGUGCUACCUUAACUGAACCAGACCUUCUUGGACCUUGUGAACCAGGCACAAAAGUUGUUGUAGAAGGUGUGGUAUGGUUAGAAGCUACAGGGAUGCUUGUUCUUAGUCUUCAUUGGCGAGGACGAAACUAUAUGGGCACUUUGUUAGAUUCAUCAAAACAAACAUUUGCACCUACUUGCAUGGAUAAAGGUGUUGCCAGUGCAUUGAAUCUCUUACGUGGUCGAAAAUCUUGGUGUGAUCCACACAGAGGUUAUCAAGCUCGUGGCCUUCAUCAUUUUCACCAUCUGCGUCAUCAUCGUCGUGGUGGUGGUGGCAGUACUACUGGCAUAUCAAUGACUACUCGAUCAGCUUCGGCAGCGGCAGCCGCUGCAUCACAAGACUCAAGAGAGGGGAGUGUAGAUUCGAAAGACCAAUCUGUUGUUAAUGAUCCUUAUUCAACGGAGUGUAUUGACCAACCGUAUGUACCUGUAGAGACAAGUUAUAGCAAGAAGUCUGGCAAUGUUGCAUCACAUGAUAUUCCCCAACGUGGAGCUAAAGGACGUAGACGUCGUGGCACUGGUCGAAGACCAGUUCGUUCUAUUGGUGUAGUCUCUCCAUCUCUUGAAUGUUCUAUGAACACAUCUUUGCCCGAAACUAAACAAACCCCUAACGAUGAUGCAGAUAACCAAACAAACGUUUUGUCAGAUGUUUUAUCUUCAAAAUCCGAUUGUAAAUUACCACUCAGUUGUCCAUUCAAUGGCUGUGAAAAGCGUUUUGCCGAUAUUCUUAGUAUGCGUUUUCAUUUCACAAUGGGACAUCAUAACGUUCAAACCAUAGAAAUGAAAAAUAUGAGAGAAUCUCUUGUUGAGCCUAUUAUUGAUCAGGCUAGAUGGAUAAAAAGUGAAGAUUUUGAUAGUAAUCUUGAAAUAUCUGUUUGUGAUAUCUCUGCUAAUUCAUCUCCUCCACCGAAAUUAGCAAGAGCACAUUGUACCAAAGAUAGAAGUAGUGACAGUAACGAAACAAGUUUAGUUUUAACAAAUGGUGAUGAUAUUGAUGAUAAUAUUGAUCCACCGAAACUACAUCGUGUUGUAUCGAUAUCUGAUUCUUUUUCUAAUGCAAAUCCACUUAUUGAUCCAGGUGACUCAAACUCAUCGAAGUUUGAUAAUAAUCACCAUACAACAGAUGUUCUUGACGAGCCUCCUACUGCUAGUCCUGCAUAUUCUGAUAUCUCUGAUGAUGGUACUGUAUCAUCUACAACUAAUAAUUUCCCAGUUUUAAACUUAGGAAUGGCAUCAAUUGAUGUUCAGAAUUCCAGAGAAGCAAUAUUGAAUUCUUCAUCAAUUUUAUCAAAUCUUUCUAAUCAACCACCCUUACCCCAAGGAUACAUUGAUGUUUCCAGACGCUUAAAUCUAUCUCCACUUAUAUUGUCUUCGUGUUCUACCGUUACUGGAUCUAAUGAAUCGACUAAAUUAUAUUUUCCUGCUAAUUUGUUUUCUCCAACUCUAAAGGGUGUAAGCAAUAUCUUCUAUCAAACUGCAUCUCCAACCAUUAAAUCCAUGGACAAACAGAGUGCAGAAAGUGGAUUAAAACCGACCAGAAAUAAUAAUUCCCCUAUAACUUAUCCUUUUCAGAAAGAAUCGCCUUCCAGAUCCCUUAUAACCAACAAUAACAAUCAUAAUAGCAGUAACCCAUCAGUAUUAAAUGAUUUAUCAAGUUCUCAGUCAUCCCCUUCUAAUAGUGCUCCAUUAAUUCCAUCAUCAAAUCAUGAUAAUUCCCGACAGCUGACUUUUCUCUCUGUUUCUCCUGGAUUAGUUAUGACUGAGAAAACUUCACGUCCAUCAUCCACAGGAUCAUUUGUAUCAAAUCCUCUUACUUUUUGUGUUUCACGAAAUUCUCCGGUUCCACCACGACCCGGUUUAUCCGAUCAAGGAUUAAUAUCAUCGCAUAAUAAUCAUCAUCCAUUUUAUCAACAUCAUCAGCCUUCUGCGCUGUCUAAAUCGUAUGAAUAA